This is a messenger RNA of Rhododendron vialii, 1813 nucleotides long. Its product is annotated as eukaryotic translation initiation factor 3 subunit I-like. The record is from RefSeq and is a predicted model, not a curated record. Gene Ontology annotation, molecular function: protein binding; translation initiation factor activity; RNA binding. NCBI's taxonomy places the organism in Eukaryota, Viridiplantae, Streptophyta, Magnoliopsida, Ericales, Ericaceae. The transcript has 3 exons. Gene Ontology annotation, biological process: cytoplasmic translational initiation. Bases 97 to 372 code for a protein of 91 amino acids. Gene Ontology annotation, cellular component: eukaryotic translation initiation factor 3 complex, eIF3m.
ACUGGGUUUCCUCCUCCAUGUUGUUAGCUUUGGGACACCAGAUCAUUAUCACUUAUCAAGACCUACGUGACGGAAUGACCAGUCAAUGCAGUUGCUAUGUCUCCACUUCUGGAUCAUGUGGUCCUUGGAGGUGGUCAGGAUGCAGCAGCUGUCACAACAACCGACCACCGCGCUGGGAAGUUUGAAGCCAAAUUCUACGAUAAGCUUCUUCAAGAGGAAAUAGGUGGCCUGAAAGGUCACUUCGGACCAAUAAAUGCUUUGGCAUUCAACCCAGAUGUAAAAGGUAUUGUUUCUUUGAGUUCUGGUGCUUCUUAUUUCCUAGAGAUUAAACUUUUUAAACUGAUGACGACAAAAGCUUAUGAGUUUAACUAGUAUAAUUCUUGUCAGGGGAGUCGCUGUUUAUCUCGUUAACAUGUAGAUGCAUUCUGUCUAAAAACCUCCUUAGGAUUUGGAAGCAGUGACGGAUCCAGAAAUUUUCUACAAGGGGGUCACCCCUUCAAGAUCAGCCAGCCAUAUACCUUUGAAGGCCCAUCAAUUUUUAUUAUUAAUUUGAAAGAUGAGUAUAUAAAUUUAUAGCAUAUAUUUUUCUUGCAAGUGUUAGUUACUUUUGAGCUUGUAGAAAAACUAAAAACAAUGUAUUAUAUUAAAAAAAAAUAAGUAUUUUUAUAUGAAAGUAAUAGUUAUAAUACUCUCUCCGUCCUGAUUUGUUUGUCUUCCUUUUGACUUACUUCUGUUCCAAAUUGACUAUCCAAUUUCAAAAAAUAUUGGGUUAGAUUAUGUACAUUUUCUUUUCUGCCCUUUAUCCUUUUCUUUUAAAUUGUACUCCUACAAUUCAAGUAAUAAUAAAAAAAAUCAACAACAGCCUGAAGAAACUGGAAACUUUCUUCUGUUUUUUCAUUGUAUUUCUAAAGAUUAGAUACAUAGAGUCAAACUAUACACCAGAUUCUAAAGAUCUUGAAAAAAAAGAAUUCUGGGCUUGGUAGAUGUUAAGCAAGGAUUAGUUUGAGUUUAGAAGAGAUAUGGAUUGGUGGAGAGGGUGAGUAGGAAAGGAAAGAAAACGUGGAGGAAGAUUAGAUUACUAUGGAAAGAGAAGGAUUUCUAUUGGAAGUGGAGUAAUUUGAAUUUUAGUGGGAAACCAUCUCUCGAGUAAAAAAGAGAAUGAUUUCUAUUGGAGAGUUGAGUCUAUAUAGUGGGAAACCACUUCUGUGAGGGAAGGAAAAUGUUUGAAAUUGAGGAAAAUUUUGAAAUUGAACCUUAUUUCUGCCCUCCAAAUGCCAAUUACUUUUGGAACCAUUUAAACACUAAAAAAUUGAAAUGGUGGAGCUGGGACUUGAACUUGGAUCGAUAUUGUGGAGAGCCAGCGCCUUACCGCUGGAACACUAGAGCAGAUUUUCAAGAUUUUAGGCUAUUUAAUAUAUUCUACAUUUUUUUUUCAAGGGGGUCACGUGACCCUUCUGUGCCUACACUGGAUCCGCCCCUGUUUGGAAUUAUAUGACUUGUAGCUCAUUAAGAUGGCUUACCAUAGCUAGUGUAAUUUCGGUUAUUGGUUCGUUUCGAAAUAUUGUGGAUAUGGAUUUUCUUUGUGCAUGGCUAGCCAUAUUUUGUUUUCUCAAAUAUGGUGCACACCUACACGUUUUGUUGGGAGACAAAAGUAGGGAAUCCAAACAGCAAAAGCUAAAUGAUCAGGACUCAUUUGUUUGCAGAAUUCACAAGGGUAUUUAGGCAGAGCUGGCAUAAAAUCCAACUACAAGCAAUGCACAAACAGGAAACACAGACUCAGUCUCAGAAAGGUCAACUGGAGUACGGUGACCUG